Molecule: messenger RNA, 5325 nt
Organism: Seriola dumerili (greater amberjack)
Lineage: Eukaryota; Metazoa; Chordata; Actinopteri; Carangiformes; Carangidae
Gene: grin2da
Product: glutamate receptor ionotropic, NMDA 2D-like
Exons: 22
Coding region: 1-5325 (1774 amino acids)
Biological process (GO): monoatomic ion transport; excitatory postsynaptic potential; synaptic transmission, glutamatergic
Cellular component (GO): plasma membrane; NMDA selective glutamate receptor complex; postsynaptic density membrane
Molecular function (GO): NMDA glutamate receptor activity; transmitter-gated monoatomic ion channel activity involved in regulation of postsynaptic membrane potential
Source: RefSeq, a predicted model, not a curated record
AUGGUGGCCCCAAGGCCCGCCCUCUCACUGCUAUUGGCUGUCCUGGCCUGCACGGGGCCCGCACGCCCCUCGCCCCCCCUGCUGCUCCGGCCCCGGGAGAGAGAGAGGGACUCGGGUGGUGUCAACAUCGCCGUGGUCCACUCGGGCUCCUCCCUGCUCCCGGAGACGGCGGUGGUGGGAGGUGCGGGGGUCGGCGAGCCAGGGCCAGGGAUGGGGCCCGGUGUGGGAAAUGGUCCGGGAGGAGGUGGAGGUGGAGGAGCAGCUGCAAUGGCUUCGUUUUCCUCCUCCUCAUCAUCCCUGUCCCUGGCGGCGCUCGUGGGGGAGACGGUGAUGACACCGUCAGGCCAGGCCAACGUCAUCUACCUGGCUGUGAAUGAGAGCAGCCCGGGCAGCCUUCUACUGCAGCUGUGUGAGCUGCUGGCCACCACACCACUACAGGGUUUGGUGUUUGAGGAGGAGAGACCACCGCCGCCAAACCGCGCCCCUCUGGCUCCGAUGCUGGAGUUUGUCUCUGCCCAGACAGGGGUUCCCGUGGUUGCUGUCGGGGGAGGAGCCAGCCUGGGUCGAGAGCCACAGGAGAGCGGCUCCAUCUACCUCCAGUUCACCUGCUCCACUUCGCUCCAGCUCGAGGUCAUCUUCGAGGUGCUUGAAGAGUACGACUGGACUGCCUUCUCCGUGGUGACCACCCGUCACCACGGCUACGAGGACUUCCUGGCCAUGGUGGAGGGUAUGACGGACGGUUCGUUCAUCGGCUGGGAGAAGAAGAGCGUGGUGAUUCUCAACGUGACGGACGACCCCGGUGGGGCGCGAACCAAACGGCUGCUCAAAGACAAUGAAGCACAGGUCCGUCUGCUGUACUGCUCCCUGGAGGAGGCCGAGCUGGUUUUCCGCGCGGCCUGGGCGGCGGGUCAGGCCGGGCCCAGUCACAUGUGGUUCGCCGUGGGACCGGCCCUGUCCGGUUUGGGCCUGGAGGGUUUGCCAAAGGCCUUGUUCGCCAUCCGGCCGCAGGGAUGGAGGGACGAGCCGCGCAGGCGCAUUGCCAAGGGCGUCUCUGUGCUCACCCACGGAGCAAUGGCACUGCGGAGGGACCAGGGGGCCACCAGCCGGUCGCAGUACGCAGGCAACUGCCAGAGUGACGGUAACCAGACCCAUCGAGUGCCAGACAGGAUCAGGUACUUCACCAACAUAUCUAUCGGUGGGCGGGAUUAUUCCUUCAACAGUGACGGCUACCUGUCCAACCCGCUGCUCGAUGUCAUCUCCUACACCAAUGGGAGAGGCUGGGAAGAGGUUGGCUGGUGGGAGAACGGACACCUGCGUUUACGUUACCACCCCUGGUCUCGUUACGGCUCCUUCCUGAAGCCUCUGGAUGACUCCCAGCACCUCAGAGUGGUCACCCUGGAGGAGAGGCCCUUUGUCAUAGUGGAGCCCGCAGACCCGGGAACCAGCUCCUGCAUCCGGGACUCCGUACCCUGCCGCAUGCCCGUCAACUCCAGUUUGGUGGUGGAUGGCACCGGGCCCAUGAAGCACUGCUGCAAAGGGUUCUGCAUCGACGUCCUGAAGCGUCUCGCUAAGAUCGUGGGCUUCACCUACGACCUUUACCUGGUGACGAACGGCAGGCACGGGAAGAACAUUGAUGGGGAGUGGAACGGCAUGGUCGGAGAGGUGGUAUCCAACAGGGCUGACAUGGCCAUCGGCUCCCUCACCAUCAAUGAAGAGAGGUCAGAGGUCGUGGAGUUUUCCGUCCCGUUCGUGGAGACCGGCAUCAGCGUCAUGGUUUCCCGAAGCAACGGCACCGUAUCACCCUCUGCUUUCCUUGAACCCUACAGCCCAGCGGUGUGGGUGAUGAUGUUCGUGAUGUGCCUGUCGGUGGUGGCUGUCACCGUCUUCAUCUUUGAGUUCUUCAGCCCCGUGGGAUACAACCGCAGCCUGCAGAGCGCCAAGAAGUCGGGUGGAUCUAAGUUCACCAUUGGGAAGUCGGUAUGGCUGUUGUGGGCGCUGGUCUUCAACAACUCUGUGCCUGUGGAGAAUCCAAGAGGAACCACCAGCAAGAUCAUGGUGCUGGUGUGGGCCUUCUUCGCUGUCAUUUUCCUGGCCUCCUACACUGCCAACCUGGCUGCCUUCAUGAUCCAGGAGGAGUACAUCGACACGGUGUCAGGGCUGUCGGAUAAGAAGUUCCAGCAGCCGACGGAGCAGUACCCGCCGCUGCGUUUCGGCACGGUGCCAAACGGCAGCACCGAGGAGAACAUCCGCUCCAACUACCCCAACAUGCACCAGUAUAUGAUCCGCAACAACCAGAAGGGUGUGGAGGAGGCCAUUGACAACCUCAAGACCGGGAAAUUGGAUGCCUUCAUUUAUGACGCCGCGGUGCUGAACUAUAUGGCCAGGAAGGACGAGGGCUGCAAGGUGAUGACCAUCGGCUCGGGUAAGGUGUUUGCCACCACAGGCUACGGCAUCGCCCUGCACAAGAACUCCCGCUGGAAACGUCCACUGGACCUGGCGCUGCUGCAGCUGGUUGGAGACGAUGAGAUUGACAUGUUGGAGCGUCUCUGGCUGUCCGGUAUCUGCCACAACGAUAAGAUUGAGGUGAUGAGCAGUAAACUGGACAUCGACAACAUGGCAGGGGUCUUCUACAUGCUGCUGGUGGCCAUGGGCCUCAGCCUCCUGGUAUUUGCCUGGGAGCAUCUGGUGUACUGGAAGCUGCGGCACUGUGUGAAGCGAUCUGGUGGGAUGGACUUCCUUCUGGCUCUCAGCAGGGGGAUGUACAGUUGCUGCCAGUUUGAGGAUGAGACGGCACCAGGAGGCAGCAAAAGCUCUUUGCCCCAGUAUCACACCGUGACCACCAUGCCUACUGCACCCCAACAACACCUCGUUACAGCCACAGUGAACAACACAACUGCCAUUGCCAUGGUGCAGCAGCAACAGCAGCAGAAGCACCAUCAGCCGCAGCAACAGGGGCAGACCUAUACCACCAUGCUACCCGGAUCACCGCCAACUACGGGACACUCGGCAAUGGCUCUGGGUCCCUCAAAUAGCCCCUUGCUGGAAGGCCCCAUGCCCUGCUCCACCUUCUUGCCUCGCCACGACCGCAGACUCGCUGUAGUGGAUCGCUGGAACAGGCCAAAGCCGGAGAAAGUCAUGAGCGCAGGCAGUGCUGGAGGAGUGGGCAUUGGGGGGAUAGCAGGAGGGAUCACUGAACUCCAGGCCCAGCAGCAGUAUCAACAGAACCUUGGACAGCACUGGACCCUGCAAGGGGGAGUUGCAGGUGGAACAGGGGGAGGAGGUGACACAGGGCUAGAUGAAUAUAAGCGCUACUAUGGACCUAUAGAUCCAGAGGGGCUGGGAACUAGCUCGGACCAACAGGCAGGGGGCCCCCAACAGACUCCCAAAGCUAAUCCUCGAGGCCCCAAAGCCUCAGGGAUGCCACGGCUGCCGCCUAAAGGCCCCCAACCAGGCCCAGGGCACUUAAUCUCCAAGCCUCCUCCACCACUCCCAUCUUCUCCACGAAGGCCUCCCUUCUGGCGACGAGGAAGCCUAGCUCAGGCAAGGAGAAAAGGCUCAGGAGGUCCCCUGUACGAGAAUAUACUCCCUUUGGGGAGGCGAGGAGGUGGGAGGUACGGAGCAAGCGAUGGAGGUGGAAGAAGAGGGCGACGUCUUCCUCCACCUCCUCCUCUUCCUGUCCCACUUUCCUCCCCUACACACACCCCCACCACUCCCUCCUCCCCAUGCCGUUUCUACUCCUCAUGCUCCAGUGCCUCAUCCUCUUCCUCUUCCUCCACAUCGUCCUCAUCCUCUUCUUCAUCCUCUGUCUCGCUCUCUCGGUCAAAUUCCCCCUCUUCUUGCUCCAGUGACAGCUCCUACAACUCCUCGCUGAGUUUCCGGUAUCGAGCAGGGGAUCGAGAGUUUACGGUGGAUGAUGAGUACGACUCAGAUCUGCUCACAGAGGAGUCCAGCCUCCUCCUGGGGUCACGGAGGAAGAUCCGUUCACGCCGAAUGUCUUCGCGCUCACUGCCAUGCAGUCCGCCACCUCCGCCGAUCCCUCCGCGGAAGCCACGUCCUCUGAGAGAUUAUGGCAGAGAGAGGACUGGCAGCCAACUGGCCCAAUUACAGGAGUGGUGGGCAUCGUGGGGAGACAGGGAGCGAGGGAGGGGAGGGACAGCGAGCCGGGGGGAUGGAGGAGUGGGAAGAGAAGAGAAGAGGCACCAUAAAGAGAGGGAGCGCGAAAGGAAGAGGAGGAAGAAGGGCCGAAAGAAGAAGAAGAGGGAGGAGAGGGAAAGAGAGAGGGAGCGAAAGAGGCGCAAAGCAAAGAAGAAGAGGAAGAGAGAGAGUGAAAGCUCCAUCAGAAGCUACGGAUGGAACAUCCCAGGCGAAGAAGAGAGGAGGGAAAGAGAAGAGAAAGAGAGGGAUGAUGGGGAAGACAGUCGAGGAAAGGAAAAACACCACAGGCGAAGAAAUAGCAAGCACUAUCAUGGCUCGAGCAGUAAGCCCUCGACAUCUGUCAAAUUCUGGGGAGGGGGAAACCCAUCCUCCGACACCAUUCCAUCUGCCUUCCUGCCCUUGUUGCCUGUCUCCUCUAAAAGGAGGAAGAGUAAAAGCUCCGACAGGGAUGCUGUAGGAAUGGAGGGAGAGAGGCGGCCAUUGCUGGGACGGAACGGAAGAGGCGAGAUGCACUCCAAGGAGGGGUUGUCCUUCCACGAGUGGGAGUCCGAAGUCGAGGAUGAUGAAGAAGAUUCUGAUCAGGACAGGAGGAAAGAGCGCAGUAAGCGGCGCGGAGGAGGAAGGACAAUGUCCGAUGAGGAGCGGGAACGUGAUAAGGUAGUCGGGAUAUACUCUGAUGAUGAUGGUUCUUCUGGAGAGUUUGGGAAGUUUGAGAGGUACUGGGAGGAUCACGAAGGAAGGGCAGUGGGAGGGAUCGGAGGGGGAGGUUGGUUUUUCAGUACCUACCCCUCCAGGGAUAAAGCCGGCAGCAUCAACAGUAGAGAUGACCUGUUCCUGGAGCGAGGAGAGAGCCCAAACAUGACUCGUCCUCCUCCUCCAAACCUGAUCGCUCACAGAAUCCAUCUAAAUCUGGCAGUCAGUCAAACCUCAGCAUCCAGCAGCGGACACAGAGAACAGAUAGGGAUCGAGAGCGAGGAAGUCUCAUCCACCCCGGGGGCGCCCCAGUCCUCCUCCAUGGCUUCGGCAAGUGCCAAACUGCAGUACCAGAGAUUGCGCUCUGUACCCCAGCCCCAGAGAUUUCCUCAGUCUCCUCACUUACCCCUCAAAGCCAAGAGCCUUUGCUCGCGAAGGGGCUCGGCCCAUUUCUCCAGCGUGGAGAGUGAGGUUUGA